Strongylocentrotus purpuratus (purple sea urchin) is the source of this 5347-nucleotide messenger RNA. RefSeq names its product myotubularin-related protein 2. The transcript has 17 exons. NCBI's taxonomy places the organism in Eukaryota, Metazoa, Echinodermata, Echinoidea, Camarodonta, Strongylocentrotidae. The coding region runs from base 89 to 2125 and encodes 678 amino acids. Gene Ontology annotation, molecular function: phosphatidylinositol-3,5-bisphosphate 3-phosphatase activity. Gene Ontology annotation, biological process: dephosphorylation. The record is from RefSeq and is a predicted model, not a curated record.
AGGAAGCCCAAAUUUGUUGUGGAAAAUAUGUCAGCGGAGCAGUGCAGUGUAUGAAAUGAACACCAAACCUGUCAAGUAGAACAUUAAAAUGGAAGCAAAUAACGGGACAGAUUUACCAGAUGAUGGUUCAAGACAACAGAGACAUGUCAGGCAAGCUAGUGCCACAAGUGUCGAUGGAGUAAAUCAUGGCGUUCCCAUUCCCAUCCCCGUGAUCGUGAAUGACCAGAGACAAGCUCGGGCAGGGAAUACGGGCGCAGCGAGCAGACGGGCUCCACCCUCGGCUAACCCGGCCGCAGAAGUGCCGCUUCAAGUCACGACGCUCGCGACGUCAUCUGGUGGUAGCGACACCUUAAAAAGUCAGUCAGGAAAAGGCCCUCGGGAAGAGAACAGUAAACUUUCCCAACCAGAGGAGAUCCCCUUACUCCUGGGUGAAAGAAUCGAAGGCAUAGCCAAGGAUGUGACCUACCUGUGCCCUUUCAUCGGCCCCAGCCGUGGCACCCUCACCAUCACCAACUACAAGCUCUACUUCAAGGGUGGAGAUAGGGAGCCCCCAUUCAUUCUAGAUGUACCUCUUGGUGCUGUGUAUAGAGUAGAAAAGGUCGGUGGUUCUACGAGCAGGGGAGAAAACUCAUACGGCUUAGAGGUUUUCUGUAAGGAUAUGAGGAACUUGAGGUUUGCUCACAAGCAAGAGAAUCACUCCAGAAGACUAGUCUACGAGAAAGUACAAACCUAUGCAUUUCCAGUCUCAAAUAAAUUGCCCUUCUUUGCCUUUGAAUACAAGGAGUAUUACAAUGAGAAUGGAUGGGCAGUCUUUGAUCCUGUGGCUGAGUAUAAGAGACAGGGUCUACCGACUGAGAGCUGGCGAAUCUCCAGAAUCAAUGAGAAUUUUACCUUCUGUGACACAUACCCCGCUGUUCUUGCCAUACCAGCAGCAGCAGAUGAUGAACUCCUUAGACAAGUGGCUGCUUUCAGAAGUAGGAACAGAUUACCAAUCAUGUCAUGGCUACACCCUCAGAGCCAGGCUACCAUCACAAGAUGCAGUCAGCCCCUGGUUGGGGUCGGGGGUAAGAGAAGCAAAGAGGAUGAGAAGUAUGUCCAGAUGAUCCUAGAUGCCAAUGCUCAGUCCCACAAACUGGUUAUCAUGGAUGCCAGGCCGACAGUCAAUGCAGUCGCAAAUAAGGCUAAGGGAGGUGGUUAUGAGAAUGAGGACACCUACCAAAAUGCUGAGAUUUGCUUCUUGGAUAUUCACAACAUACACGUCAUGAGAGAGAGCUUACGUAAGCUGAAGGAUAUCUGUUUUCCUAGCAUCGAUGAGCAUCAUUGGCUUGCUAACCUAGAAGCUACACACUGGUUGGAACAUGUUAAGAUGGUUUUAGCUGGCGCUGUCCGAAUCGCUGAGCGUGUCGAGGGCCAGAAGACGUCCGUGGUGGUCCAUUGCAGUGAUGGUUGGGACAGGACGGCCCAGCUGACAGCCCUGGCCAUGCUACUCCUAGAUCCUUACUAUCGUACCAUCAGGGGCUUUGAGGUGCUCAUUGAGAAGGAAUGGUUGGCUUGUGGACACAAGAUGGCACAGCGUCAUGGGCAUGGAGACAAGAACUACACAGAUGCAGACAGGUCUCCCAUCUUCCAGCAAUUCAUUGACUGUGUAUGGCAGGUCACAAGACAGUUCCCUAAUGCUUUUGAAUUCAACGAACAUUUCCUGAUCACCAUACUGGACCACCUGUACAGCUGUCUCUUUGGAACGUUCCUCUUUAACUGUGAGAGGGAAAGAGUUAAGGAGCAAGUGAAGACGAAGACCGUUUCCCUCUGGUCCUACAUCAACAGCAGCAUGGAAGAGUUCAUCAACCCCAUGUAUGCCAGCUACAUGCAUCAACAUGUGCUCUUCCCCGUGGCCAGCAUGAGGAGGAUUGAACUGUGGACUUCCUACUACAUCAGAUGGAACCCACGGAUGAAACCACAGGAGCCAGUACACCAGAGGAACAAGGAGCUCCUGGAGCUGAGAACCCAGCUCCAGCGACAGGUGGAGGAGCUACAGAAGGAGAUUGAGGCCAGGGAUCUAGGGCUCCAGUCCACUCCAGGUGGAACGGCCUCGCCCCCAAAGAUCACAAGUCCUGUCAAUGCCUAAGGGUUAGGGUUGAUCCAACACAUGCUCCAGCAACAUUUGCUCCUGGCUUAAUUUUUCUAAGGUACAGUCAAACCUGCUUUAGUGACCACCUGUCUACAAAGACUACAUUUGUUGUUUCCCUUGAAAAUGGUUUCUCAUUGAAACAUGCUCUGAAGGAACCUGUCUACAAAGACCAUUUUUUGUGUUUCCCUUGGGUGGUCGCUAUAGACAGGUUUGACUGUAUAGGGCUUCAGGGUAGUGAUUGGGUUUAGUUUUGUUUCAUGCUAAGGGUUAAGGAUACAUAUAAUGAUGGGACCAGGGUUAAAAUGAGAAAUGCUUUUACUGUUAGAAAUUGACCACUGAGCAAUUGUGGCUAGAGCAACUGUCGUACAACCGGUUUCAACUUGUCCUCAAGAGAUAAACUCUUUUCACAGUCUCUGUUCAUGUAUAAAAAAGCUAUAGCCAUACAUCUUCUUGUUCAGAUUAUUUGUGUGUAUCAUUUGUACGAUGUCUCAGGUUUUACCUUCAGAAUAUAUUUAAGUCCUUUAGGAAACAGAAAGCUGUUACGAAAACCUGUUGUUCAAUUGAAAAGAAUAUGUGCUACAGUAAAUAGUGAAGGUUGUACAUGAGAAGUCAAACGAAACCAAUGUUUCAUUUCAUAAGCCUUUACUGGUUUGUGUAUUGUUCCAUUGAAGUAGAUGUUUGGGCAAACCUGGGAGUUUGUGUUUGAAAUUGGAACUCUUGCGUCUUGGAUCAGCUUCAAUAUUAAGCAGGUUUGAAGAUGUACCUCUCGAUGGAAACAGAGAGUCGAUCAUUAUCAAAGGUGAGGAAAGGGGUUUAUCCAAAAUGCUACCCCAAUUUUCUAUCUUAUGAGGCAAAGCAAGCAAAUUGCAAACUUGUACAUAAACUUUUCCAUAUUUCAUUAUGCUACAGCAAAAUUGUGCAUGUGUGCAAACUAGCGUCUUAGGUUCUUUUUGUCACUAUCUUGCAAUAUGUGCGAGACUUUUAAGAUUUCUACUUUUAAUUUUGUCAUAUAUGUCAUAUCCAAGCUUUGUGAUGUAAAUGAUUAAUGCCUUUAUAGAAAAAAAUACAAACAUAGUUAUUUGGAGAUUCACUUAUUGUGGAAAGACAAUUUAUAUCUGUAAUAGAUGUUGUUUAAUUGGAGUUUGAGGUAUCAACUAACGGUAUCUAAUACCAUACUGUAUACAUCUUCCAUUAUGUAUAGUUAUUGCUAAGCCAGACAUACCCUAGCAGUGCCCUAGUUGCACCCAGAGGUUCUUAAUCUUUGCACCAACGAUGACAUUAUCUGUCCGAUCAUGUUGAUGUGUCCAUGUAGGUCCCUUCUUUGUAUUAGAUGUGCAGUAUUUUAAUCAUAGACCGAGAAGAAAAUUUAGGUCCAUAGAAUUCUUUGAGCUUGAUCUCUAUCAAAAGUGUUACCUCUAAUUUUCGCCGACUACGGAACUUAGUUUCUUUCAGAACCUCAAUCUUCUAGUUCAUCUACUGUUUAAGCAAGGAAUUAUGUUCCCUUUUUUUAGCAUUUUGGGCAUCAAAUUAAUUGCACUUAUUGAUAGUUAUUUCAGAGAAUUUGUGCUUGUAAUGAUAUUAGUGAGUAUGAUUUAUAUUCAUGUAUCCAAAUUAAUGUAAAAGUAUUUAUUUAUCUGUGACUUUGUAUACAUGCAUGUUCAUGAUGAACUCUUUUUGUUACAUAUAUAUACUUCAACAUUUUGUAUUUCCUUUUUUUUCAUGUAACAACACAUAUGUAGAAUGUUGGGUUCUUAACUUAUGAUAAAAGCAGUAAAUCAGUUGAAGGUGAUUGUACAUAUGCACCUUGUUAAUGUUAUGUGCAAUAUAAAUUAACUCUUCUUUACGCUUUUAGACCCCAAAGCAGACCGCAAAGGACCUUGUACCAUUCAUAUACAGUGCGACCCAGAAAAAAAUGAAACCGAGAAUUAUAGAUGAGUUAUCAUAACUUAAUCACAAUUUUGAUUAAUGAAUUACGCAUGAGUGAUUAAAAACAAUUUGAAGAAAGGGUACCAUCAUUUUCUGCCCAUUCAUAAGACUCCUAAAUGGUGGAAAAAGAGCCAGGAAUAUUUCCGUUUGCUUGAAUUUUCAUAACUUCGUGUAUGGCUGAUCGUCACCGAAACAGAGUUUGUUGCUAAUUUGUUAUUCCUGGCUCAUUUUCUCUGAUUGAGAAGUCGUAUGAAAGGGCAGAAAAUGAACUUUCUCGAAAUGCCUUUUUGAUACCCUUUCUUUAAAAUGUUUUUAAUCGUGAAUGGAUGUAUUUUUUUUACUAUGAAUGGUAAAAGGGUGUAAGAGACAGAAAUACUAAAACAAGGAAUUUCAAUAAGAAUUCUUUAUUAUCAAGGUAUUAAUGUACAUCAAACGCCCUUCAACUUUCCAGCUCGAGAAUGGCAUAGCGUAUUGCUAAAUGAGUGGAGAGUGCAAUCCCUGGCAAUACACCAGUUUACGGUUAUGGGUGCCAUCCUGGUUUACGCGUAAACUGACUCUAGAGGUCGGGGGUUUGUUUACCCUCAAGUUAAAAUGGCGCGAGCAAAUCAUUUGUGUACGAUUACAAAUUCAUGUUGACUUUUGUAUACACCAUAUCAUAAAAUAAAUUAUUUUUUAAUUACUUUUGUUCUACCUGCUAAGCUCCACCCCAAAAAAACCCUCCAAAAGCAAAUGACUUUUGUCGGCUAGAUGAACAAAAGACCUUAUUGCACGUUUUCAUACAAUAGCUGAUUGAAACCCUUUUCUUCAUGUUGUUGCUUGGCACUAUGUUUGAGGCAGUUGAUGGGAAGGGACAUACAAAUUUCUUUUGUUCAUCUAGCUGACUGGCAUGAUGUCACAAAAGUCAUUUGCUUUUGGAGGUUUUUUUUUUACGGGUAGAGCUUAGCAGAUAGAACAAAAAUGACAUUAAAGAUCAACAUGAAUUUUUGAAUGGAACAAUUCAUAUUGCUGCACUUCACAGUAAUUAACUUUGAUUAUACACAUGUACUUAUUACAAUAAAACAUGGUUCAAAUAAUUAAAUACAUGAUUACAUUUAACUCUUAUCAUUACAGAAUUAAUACAUCUUUGGUCCGAUGCUUUUCAAAUUAAAAAUGGAUAUGAUUUCAUCUCAAACUUCAAGCACUGCAUGUCUCGUGUCUGUAAAUGUGUAAAUUCUAAUGAAUGUGAAACAUUUGUACAUUUGUAGAAUAGAACACUUCAUGAUCCAACAAUAAAAUGCUACGAUGGAAUUGGAA